Molecule: messenger RNA, 345 nt
Organism: Haemonchus placei
Lineage: Eukaryota; Metazoa; Nematoda; Chromadorea; Rhabditida; Trichostrongylidae
Source: the annotation of a GenBank genome assembly
AUGCUCACCUCCCACCGCAACCGUGGUAGCCUUAUCUGCUUUUCGACGUUUAACUAUAACAACUAUCGGUUUAUGAGUCGAGAUAAUGAAAAUGUCGGAAAAUCCAAUCAAUCAUCAGUUAAUCCCGAUCAAGUACUGUCCGUUGAUCCCGAGGUCGCUUUAUUCACCCCUGCUGGAGGAAAAUCGGAGCAUAUGUUGGUAAAUCUCAGUGACAAACAUCUGGCCGUCAAGGUACGGUGUAGUAAUAAUGCGCUUUAUCGUGUGAGACCCGUAUACCAGGUGGUCGAGACAGGACAGUGCAAGAGUUUGAUAGUGACACGAUUGAUUGGUGAGUACUCAGUAUAA